This is a messenger RNA of Haplochromis burtoni (Burton's mouthbrooder), 981 nucleotides long. RefSeq lists its product as uncharacterized. Lineage: Eukaryota; Metazoa; Chordata; Actinopteri; Cichliformes; Cichlidae. The transcript is spliced from 4 exons. The coding region runs from base 30 to 701 and encodes 223 amino acids. The record is from RefSeq and is a predicted model, not a curated record.
AGCAGUGGCUAUUAAGAAGCUCAUUCAACAUGAUGGGUGUUUGGCUUUCCUUAGGGGCUUUGUUGCUUGUCAUGCUGAGUGGAGAUAGUUACAGCUACUCUGUGAAGAGAGGUACGGACGUCUCCUCCAGCAGUGGUUACUUUAAAUCUCCUGCUGAUUCUGAUUGGGAAGUACCUUCGGCUGUGUUUGUGCCCGUGUCAUCUGAUUCUUGGGUUGUCCCAAAUUCAGGUCACCCUGAAAGUAGUGCUGCGAGUGGAUCAGCAGGCACCUCUUACAGCUCUGAUGCUUAUCCUGCGUCUGCAUACUUGGGACACCCACGUGACUCCCACGCAGACUCGACACAACCGAGUUUUCAGCUGGGCUUAAAUCACGACUUCAGCUGGGCAGUUAUGCCUCCCAGCCCUCAAUCUGACAAAUUUCCACUCUUCUAUGUGGGAGCACCAGACCCUCUUCCCCCUGUGUUCCAGAAAGGCGAACUGUCUCGUGUGGAGAGGGCCUUUGAGCAUGGCAACUCAGAAUCUGAAACUAAAAUGCAAGGCUUUGAGUCUUAUCCUGAUGCUGAAAGUUUCAAUGAGGACUUCAGUGACCCUCUGUCAUCAGACCUUGAUGGGUUUUGGUCUGAAAACCCUUUUUUGGGCUACAUGUUGCUUACUGGCAAGUAUCCCCCCAGGCACAGUCACUCACUACAGCUCCAGUUUUGAGCAGGGGGGUGAGCAAACGCAUGAUACGCACUACAUUAAGGGCCAACCUGCUGGCUCUGAUCCUGAUGACCUUACGCAGCCAAGCCAGUCUGUGCAACAGUAGCUGGCUACACUAGCUUGUGACGUGACUGGACGACACCAGGCCUCGCGGUGGAGGGUUCCCCCUCACAGCUAGGUUGAUUUGAGCGGCCGUGCCUGUACAUCUUAGCAGGCGGCUGCAGCCCUGCGGACACUCUGAAGGCCAACUUUAAUGUCGCCCAAUAAAGAUCUGAUUCACUAA